AUGGAAGGUAGACUUAGGAAAUGGAGAAGCAAACGAGACUUUCUAAAACUUCUGCAGUCUCGUGAAACUAAUGCAGAAACGUCUAAAUUUUUCAAGCAACAUUCACAGUUUACAGAUAGCUUAAUAAAGAGACUGGGACUGGAGUUUGAGCUACUAGGCCAUCAAGGUUGUGUGAACUGUUUGGAGUGGACUCCCAAUGGAGAGCACUUGGCUUCUGGUUCAGAUGACACAAAUAUUAUAUUAUGGGACCCUUUUCGCCACAAACACCUGCAGCUUAUACCAACUCAACACAUUGGAAAUAUUUUCUCUGUUAAGUUUUUAGGAGGUUCGUCCACAGAAAUAGCAACAGCUUCAGGUGAUGGUAGGGUCUUAGUACAAUCUAUUCCAACGGCAGUCGCCAAAGGACAUCCGCUUUUGGAAUGCAGCUGCCACAUAAAUCGCGUGAAAAGAUUAGCCACUUCUCCAAUUGAGCCUUCUUUGUUUUGGUCUGCAGCUGAAGAUGGACUCAUUAUUCAAUACGAUUUAAGGGAACAGCACGAAUGUUCCUCCUCCCAAAGAAAAGUGUUAAUUGACCUGAGUAGCAAUUAUGGAGAGCUCAAAUGUGUAGCUAUUAAUCCUAUGAAACCACAUUAUCUAGCAGUUGGGGCCAAUGAUUGCUAUGUAAGAUUAUAUGACCGUAGGAUGUUGAAACCUUACAUAAGGGAAGGGCAUUUUUUGCUUUCCAUGGAUAUGAUUGCAGACAAAUCGUCAGAAAGAGAACCAGUAGAGUUGAACUGUGCGCAAUAUUACGCUCCAGGCCACCUGGCCGUGGAAAAUGCCAAAAUGAUCAAUUAUAAAUUGGCUGUAACAAAUAUAUCUUUCAAUUCUGCCGGAUCGGAAAUGUUGGCGAAUAUGGGCGGUGAACACAUCUAUCUUUUUAACGUCAAUAAUUCUAGGCACAUUAGUGAUAUGCAAGUACCUCAGAUGGUCAAUAAAAAGGAUCAGCCCGUUUGUAAACAAUGUCGCAAGACGGGAGGAAACGGUUAUAUAAACGGCGUAAAACUAGAUCACUGUCCGGAAGAAAAUUGUAUGUGCUUCUACCUAGAAAGAGCAAAUCAGUGUCAAAAGCGGAAAUGGAUGGGAGACGUAUAUAAUGCUGCUAGGGACUUUUUACACGUGAUACAGAAUUGGCCUAAUCACACACAGGCUUAUAUUGGCCUAAUAGAGUGUUUAAUAGAACUUAAAUGGGGGAAGGAAGCUCAGCGAUGGCUCGACUAUUUUCUAAAUUUACCAAUAAAUUCCAACCACGAAAAGUCAGUUGUUUUACCAUCAGAAGUUCAAAAUGUGCUCGUGUCCAAUCAAGAGAAAGCCAACAGAGAAAACGAGCUCGCAGACCAAUCAAUAUCCGAACGUACUCUCAGGAAAGUGGGGGAAGUUGAGCAGAAAAGAAGGCUGGAAUCUCUAGAUUUUGAACUGCGGUUCCUCGGACAUUGUAAUACUACAACUGACAUUAAGGAAGCCAGCUUUUUAGG
This is a messenger RNA of Diabrotica balteata, 1511 nucleotides long. The record is from the annotation of a GenBank genome assembly. NCBI's taxonomy places the organism in Eukaryota, Metazoa, Arthropoda, Insecta, Coleoptera, Chrysomelidae.